Cuscuta epithymum is the source of this 8763-nucleotide messenger RNA. NCBI's taxonomy places the organism in Eukaryota, Viridiplantae, Streptophyta, Magnoliopsida, Solanales, Convolvulaceae. The record is from the annotation of a GenBank genome assembly.
AGCCCAACCCUCCAAUUUCAUAACCGUAAUCGAGGUUUUAUGCGUAAUAUAUUUGUACGUAGUAUUACGUAUGACUUCUCUCCAAAUUGAUUCAUCUCUCUAGAAAAACCCUGAUCCUACGAUGCAUAGACCAGAGUCAGCUCCCGCCGGGCCGCCGCUCUACCCGGCCCGGAAGUCUGGUUGCGCGCCAGGCAGUUACUACCAUCAACAACGGUUGCCGUACCGGCAGCAGUGGAGUCACCCUCCCAGCAACCACCGUUUUCGUACUCCGGAGUCGAGGCCUUCGCCGAAGCCGCCAAAUUUCAUAAUCCACCUUCGUUCCAGAGAUCAUGCCCUGCCGAGGUCAGAAUUCGAGAGGCUUAUUGUGGAACUGCCGGAGCGGCCGCAGGAUUCAUUCUUCUCUGAGGGGAGUAGGGUCUUUUCCGGGAAACUGUUCUACGAGCAGUGGUCAGGGGCCCUCGAGGUAAUUGUGCACUUGUGGAGACUACGGCUCGAAGGAGGGUGUUCUGUGACUCCCUUUCUGGAACAGAAUGUAGUGGUCCCUUCGGAUAAGCUCGAGUUGAAUGAUCGCCUCAAAGAGGUUUUCUUGGAGAAACUUGAGGCAUUAAUGGAUGGGGAACUAGUGCAGAAGUGCAGGAAGAAGUUGAUUCUAGUACUAGACGAGAUAAGUAAAUUGACUAUUCAGCUCGGGAAACUUAAUCGUCUGGGUCAUUCAGCUAAUCUCUUAAAGAAAAAAGAAGUCUUGAUGGGCGAGCGGGAUUUGAUAAGUAAAAGGAUUAAGGAGUUUAAGAAUGGGAUUACGUGUAUCAUGCUUUAUUUGAAGGGGGAUAUGGAGGAAGGUGAUUCCGAGGUGCACAUAAGUCUUUUUAAGCUCAACAGAAAUCCGGAUUGGGACCAGAUUCAUCAUAUAGUAAAGAGGGAGUGUAAAAGGCUAGAGGAUGGCUUGCCCAUUUUUUCUUUCAGGAAAGAGAUUCUCAGUCAAGUAUUUUGCCACCAGGUUACUAUUUUGACUGGCGAGACAGGUUCGGGAAAGAGCACUCAGUUGGUACAGUUCCUUGCUGAUUCAGGAAUUGGUGGUAAUGAUGCAAUUGUCUGCACUCAGCCCAGAAAACUUGCUGCUGCCUCCUUGUCAAGUAGGGUUAAACAAGAAUGUCUUGGGUGUUAUGAAGAUAAUUCAGUUAUGUGCUAUCAGUCAUAUUCAUCUGGCCAUCAGUUUGAUUCAAAGGUGAUAUUUAUGACGGAUCAUUGCCUACUCCAGCAGUAUAUGAGUGAUUGUAAUCUAUCAAAGAUAUCAUGCAUUAUAGUUGAUGAAGCGCAUGAAAGAACCCUAAACACUGAUCUUCUUCUAGCAUUGAUAAAGAAUUUGCUUGAACUGAGGCGUGAUAUGAGGCUCAUCAUCAUGUCUGCUACAGCUGAUGCAAUUCAGCUUGCAAACUACUUCUACGGAUGUGGAACAUUUCAUGUUGUUGGAAGAACCUUUCCGGUUGACAUUAAAUAUGUCCCCUGCGACUACUCUGAAGGUUUUUCUGGUUCAUCUCCUACUUACCUUUCUAAUGUUGUCAGGAUGGUGCUUGAGAUCCUCAACACAGAGGGAGAUGGAACGAUUCUUGCAUUUUUGACUUCUCAAGUGGAAGUAGAAUUGGCUUGUGAGAAGUUGCAGUUGCCAACUGUCAUCACUCUACCUUUACAUGGAAAACUGUCGAGUGAAGACCAAAAUCGAGUCUUUUUCGAUUUUCCAGGAAAGAGAAAGGUCAUAUUUGCUACAAACAUUGCUGAGACAUCUUUGACCAUUCCGGGGGUCAAAUAUGUUGUUGAUUCUGGUCUGGUGAAACAAAAAUGGUUUGAACCUGGGAAUGGCAUGAAUAUUUUGAGGGUCUGUAUGAUUAGUCGAAGUUCCGCAAAUCAGCGAUCUGGGCGAGCUGGGAGAACCGAACCUGGAAAGUGUUACAGACUCUUCUCAGAAACUGAUUUUGAGAGUAUGCCUUGUCAUGAAGAACCAGAAAUCCGCAAGGUUCACCUUGGUAUUGCAUUAUUGAGGAUUCUUGCCUUGGGUAUAAAAGAUGUCAAGAAAUUUGAUUUUAUUGAUGCACCUAACCCAGAAGCAAUUGAGAUGACAUUCCAUAGUCUGAUUCUGUUAGGAUGUAUCACUCAAAUUGAUGAUGGUUAUCAGAUAACUGCAGAUGGACGGCUUCUAGUGAAGCUGGGUAUUGAGCCUCGAAUAGGGAAAAUACUCAUUAGUUGCUUCCGCAACCGUUUAGGUAGAGAGGGUCUUGUUCUCGCCGCUGUUAUGACAAAUUCUAGCAGCAUUUUCUGCAGAGUUGGCACAGAAGUCGAAAAACUAAAAUCUGAUUGUAAUAAGGUGCAAUUUUGCCAUCCCUCUGGUGACCUUUUCACAUUUCUAUCUGUAUACAAGGAGUGGGAUGCCUUGCCUCAAGAAAAGAAAAAUAGGUGGUGCUGGGAUAACAGCAUCAAUGCCAAAACCAUGAGGAGAUGCCAAGAAACUCUUCAAGAAUUGGAAACAUGCCUUCAGAAUGAACUGAGAAUCAUCAUUCCGAGUUACUGGCGCUGGAAUCCCCAAAUGCAUUCUGAACAUGAUGAAACUUUGAAAAGGAUAAUCCUUUCAUCAUACUCUGAGAACGUGGCGAUGUACUCUGGUUAUGACCGACUUGGUUAUCAGGUGGCGCUUACUGGGAAGCAUUUUCAACUGCACCCUUCAUGUUCGUUGUUGAAUUUCUGUGAAAGACCGGGUUGGAUUGUGUUUGGUGAGAUUUUGGUAGCUGCUAAAGAAUAUCUGGUUUGUGCUACCGCGUUUGACUUCACCGCUCUAUAUGCACUUUCUCCUCCUCCAUCGUUUGACUUUUUGAAGAUGGAUGCCCAAAUGCUGCAGAAGAAGGUUUUGACGGGGUCCGGAAGCAUGCUGCUGAAGAGGUUCUGUGGAAAAUCUAAUUGUUGUCUCAACAAUCUUGUCUCGCGAAUCAGAACGUCAUGUAUGGAUGAACGCAUUGGCAUUGAGGUGAGCGUUGAUCACAAUGAGAUUACAUUAUAUGCGUCAUCUGGAGAUAUGGAUGAAGUUUUAACGACUGUGAAUGAAGUAUUGCAACAUGAGCAAAAAUUGUUAAAAAAUGAAUGUUUGGAGAAAUGCACUCACAUGGGAGGAUCUACAUUUUCAGCUUCUUUUGCUCUUUUUGGAGCUGGUGCAGAAAUAAAGCAUUUGGAGCUGGAUAAGAGAUGUUUGACUGUGGACAUAUAUCAUUCAAAUGUUAAUGCAAUUGAUGAUAAGGAAUUGUUGAUGUUUUUGGAGAGGAACUGUGGUGACAUAGGUGCAGUGCACAAGUUUUCAGGCUCAAGUCAUGACAUUGAGGAGAAGGAACAAUGGGGCAGGGUAACAUUUGUCACCCCUGAAGCUGCUAACAUGGCCACCGCAUUAAAUUUGGUUGAAUUUAGUGACGGGAUGCUAAAAUUAGUUCCUUCCAAGAUAACAUAUGGUGGUGAUCAAAAGAUGUUCUCAUCUCCUUUGCUCAAAGCAAAAAUUUAUUGGCCUCGUAGGAAAAGUAGAGGGACAGUAAUUGUUAAAUGUGACCCCAGGGAUGUGACUUUUAUGGUUGGUGACUUCUCGUCCGAUUUUAUAAUAAGAGGAAGGCAUGUUCAUUGUGAGCAAAGCAAAAAAUUCCCGAACAGCAUAGUUCUUACUGGAGUUGGUAAAGAGGAUUCUGAAGCUGAGAUCUUUGAAGAGUUGAGUGUAUUGACACACAGGAAGAUUUCAGAUGUGUUCCUCAUUAGAGGAGAUGCAGUAGAACAUCCUUCACUAGAUGCUCUUGAGGAAGCUCUUUUGAGAGAAGUAUCCUCCUUGAUGCCUAAAAGGGGUCCCCAUGGCAACUCUCUUCGUGUCCAGGUCUUCCAACCUGAACCGAAGGAUACUUACAUGAGAGCAACCAUCACAUUUGAUGGAAAUCUUCAUCUAGAAGCUGCGAAGGCAUUGGAACAAAUUGACGGGAAAGUCUUGCCUGGAUGUCUCUCAUGGCAGAAGAUAAAAUGCCAACAAAUGUUUCAGACUACACUAUCAUGUUCUGCAUCAGUAUACCAUGUCAUUAGGAUGGAGCUGGAUGCUUUACUUGCUAGGUUCAAGAAGCUUAAAGGUACUUUUGAUAUGACAACUGUUUAUUCUUUAUACUUUAGCCACUUUAUAUUUAAUUACUCCGUAUAACUAUAAAGACAUUUACAUGCUGCAUGACAUAUGGUACUACUUGGUUAUAGUGCAAUGAUAAUUUUUUAGUAAAAAAUGAUAUUGAUAGGACAUACUGUAAAAAAUAAUACUCCCAUUGUCCUAUAGUUGCUGCCUUUUGCACCAAGCCGUCAAGUGCUCACCACGCACGCUUAAGAGAUGUCUCCUCAGUACACAUUUGCACUAGUACACCUACUUUUACUUAAACUAGUAUCACACCCGUGCGAUGCACGGCCGAAAUAUAUAAUCCAAAUAUUUAAAUCAAAGUGUAAUACUUCAUCCGUAUUUUAAAGAUUGCCACAUUAGCAUUAACACAUUUUAAGGAGGAAAUUAGGAGUAAUGAAUAUUGAAUAGUGUAAAAAAGUAUGAGAGAAGCUAUAAAAUAUUAAAAGGAGAAGAUAAAAACUUAAAAGAAAAUGGAUAGGAUUAAUCCCAACCAUUAGUGAUACGCUUGAAAUAACCCAAAGUAUCAAUUUUUUCAAAAUAAUACCAACUAUUAAAAAAAAUUCUUAAAAUACUCCACUCACUUGUAAUAAACCAUAAAUAACAUAACUAAAGAUUUUUAACUCAUGCUUCUACCAGUGAGAGGACAUUUGCCUCUAAAUAUUAAUCACUGAGACUUGUUAGUAAUAGCCUUGACAUCUAUUGUUAAAAUACAUUGAAUUUAAAAUUUCACUCUAAAUAUUUGAAAAAUUCACCGAAGAUCACACGUUGCUUUUUCUGAUAUCUAAUAAUGGUAAAGUCGAAGAUCUUUUGGGAUGGGCUAUGCUACUAUUGUCAUUUGGUGACUCAAAUCGUCCCUGCUUAACAUGUUCGCCUCUCUAAUUUUCUGUCGUUGAUAGUGAGAGAGCACUGAGAAUGAUGAAAGUAUCUUUGCUAAAAAAUACUCCGUACUAAGAAAUGAAAUGAUCUUAUUUAGUUCUAAAAAGCUCAUCAUACAAUAUAUACUUGUUUAGGAGUUAAAUAACAGAAAAUAAGUAAAAUUUUCACAUCCAACCCAUUAAAAGUAGCAUACAAUUAAAACCUAACAUUAGAAGCCUCGAGGAUAAGCAUUAGGUUUCACCAGACUCCAGACCACCCAUCUUCACCUUCGAGCAUAUAUCUGCUCUUUCCGGGUUUCUUUCUUCAAAAUUUUCUAGCUCAAAUGCAUAUAGAUGAUAUCUCCGAUUAGACCGAUUAGAUCGAAUCUGAAUAUAUGACUACACAAACAAAUGUGAUUUCAAUCAAACUGUUCUUACGAUCGGAGCACUUCUAGGAUGAUGCACCACGAAGGACAAAUGCAUGGCGAUCUGCGAAGAAGAAGCUAAACGGCUAGAUGAAGUUCUCUGAGUCCCUGAUAUGAUAAUACUUUUCGGGAGUUCACUGAAUAAUGUCCAUACUUUUUUCUAUCUAGCUAGUGUAUAAUUAACACUUCUAAUUCUAUCCCUGAUUUCCUUUAAUCCUAUGCAAGGUCUUCUAAUGGAAGUUUGAUGAAAAACACCAAGUGUGAAUCCUGUGGUAGUUUCUUGUCCCUAAUCUCACUGCAUCAAAAUUAUCUUUUGUUUAAUUUGAUUUACAAAUCAAAUCACGUUUUGGCCGUUUUUUAUUACAAGUUUUACAACCAUUAUUAAAUUAAACCGGAUCAAUAAUUUGUUUAGCAAAUAUGUUUAAUUUAGUAUUAUCAAACACAAAUAAUAAUUAAAAUAUAUUAAAUCUUUCAGUGAUUUACAAUUAAAACAUCUACGCUUCAUAUAUUCUACCUAUGCCUCAAAUCUAUGCUUUUUUAUAAACAGAGGUCUGCCAUUUGGAGAAGAAGCAUUUAUAGAUAUAUUCAAAAGUAACAUUUAUAUGGAAAAACUAAGAGCACGUACAGUAUAGUACCUAUUUUACAUUAACAUCAUCAUAUCUACUAUUCAACGUAUAAAACCCCCCUAGGUGAUAAAAAUUUACAUGAUUAAGCACAACUAAGAAUAAACUUGUUGUCAUGUUAAACAUAGAAAGUCAAUCAUUUGUCCCAAGAGUGAAGAAAUCACAAGAAGAACAUUAGCGUGAUAAUACAUGAAGAAUCAAUUUUCUAAUUAAAUUCAUUCCGUUGUUCAUACAAAGCUAUAUAUGCUCUUAUACUAUUUAUACUAUUUUGUAAUAAAGUAGUACGUAUAAACUAAGAAUGCUUUUAUAAACUGCUACGUAUUUUAUUAAAAAUGAAAACACUUGUAUUUUAUCAAAAACAACAACUGUUAGCUUAGCAGGACUGCAGAGGAUUCAAACUUGGAAUGCGCAACACCUUCAUUACUUUGUAUAGCACUAUAGCAGCGAGAAUUUCAGAUUCUUUAGGUGUUGAAUGCAGCCUCGAUCGAUAUGAAAGUGGUUCAUACAGAGUUAAGGUAUUUGCAAAUGCUACUAAAGUUGUUGCAGAAGUUAGAAAACCAUUGGAGGAGCUUAUGAAAGGCAAGGUGAUAGAGCAUGUGAGUGUUACCCCCACAGUCCUCCAACAUCUAUUCUCUUGGGAAGGCAUCUGUCUUAUGAGAUCACUUCAACGGGACACCGGGACCUACUUUAUGUUUGACAAGCAUAACCUUAUAGUGAGAGUCUACGGUUCCCCACAAAAGGUUGACAUGGCACAUCAUAAGUUUGUCGAUUCACUCCUCGCGUUACAUGAAAGCAAACAGCUCAUUGUUCAUCUCCGUGGAGAAUCCUUACCUUCUGAUUUAAUGAAACGAGUGGUCCAGAAGUGUGGACCCAAUCUUAACGGUCUCAAAGAGAUGUUCCCCGACGGAAGCUUCUCUCUCAACAGUAAACAGCACUGCAUUUACAUAAAAGGCACUGCCAAAGAUCUGAAGCAAAGAGUUGAAGAUGCUAUAUAUGAGAUUGCUCAGGAGAGCGGUGUACAUAUUCAAAGGAACGAUGACGAAGCGAGCUGCCCAAUCUGCUUGUGCGAGGUAGACGAUGGUUACAAGCUUGAAUCCUGUCUUCAUGUCUUCUGUCGUUUGUGCUUGGUUGAGCAGUGUGAGUCUGCAAUCAGAAGCAGAGAGGGUUUCCCGUUGAGAUGUCUGCAUAAGGGUUGUGGGUCCUCUAUCAUCCUCUCAGAUCUCAAGUCUCUAUUGACGGUCGAGAAGUUGGAAGAUCUUUUUCGUGCAUCUUUGGGUGCUUACGUGGCAGCAAACCCGUGUUACCGGUUUUGCCCGUCUCCGGACUGUCCUUCCGUGUACCGUGUAGGAACAGAUUCAGCAUUUGUGUGUGGGGCAUGUUAUGCAGAGACGUGCACCAGAUGCCACCUGGAGUAUCAUCCUUACAUCUCGUGCGAUAAAUAUAAGGAGUUUAAAGACGACCCUGACUUAUCUUUGAAGGAGUGGUCGGAGGGGAAAGAGAAUGUAAAGAAGUGUCCGGCUUGCCUGUGUACGAUUGAGAAGGUGGAAGGGUGCAACCACAUUGAGUGCCGGUGUGGGAAACAUGUUUGUUGGGUUUGCUUGGAGGGUUUUGAAACCAGUGAUGACUGCUAUAGCCAUUUGAGGGUUGUUCAUUUGGCCAUUGGAUAAGUCAAACUGUCAAACACUUGAAUCGGCUAUAUAUAACAACCACUGUUUAUAUACGUACAUAUCUGCUUCUCUUGUGUAUAUAUGUAUAUGCUUCUAAUAUAAUUAUCCUUGCGGCAUUACUAGGCAUACGUCGUCUCAUCAUCAUCAUCAUUUUCAAUUUUACGUAGUAUUCACAUCUUUGCUUAUAUAAUAAGACACAACCAACGUUAACAUGGUCCUUUUUCCGUUUACUUCCGUCUUUUAUUUUCUUCCGCCCAUAUCUCUUUCUGUCCGUCUGUUGUAUGCACGUUGCCGUCUACCGUUUAUACAACCUUACAGUCUCCAAGCGUCGAUUCCUUCGCUAUGCAAAUUCUCCACCACAGCAGUUCAUCCUUUCAAAAAACAAAACAAAAAACCACAGCAGUUCAUCUCUUCCACUUCUGUCGAGACGCCCUUCCGAUUCUCCCCCAGUGAUACAGGUGUUGUGGGUUUCAAAGGUCGGCUAGCUAAAGUGGAGCGGUAUGAGGAGUUGAUCGUGUACCUCUUUCAUCUAUGGUGCAAUCUAUACGUGAUUCCUUGGCGGUGACUCGUAGUGGCGACAAAAUGUAUUAUGUUGCUCAUAUUUUCCUCUGUUUUAAGAUUCGGCUAAAUGGGAGCAACGGACGAACUGGUUUCAAACCGUACUGCGUUGUUAGUUUGUUACUGUGAGUGCUGCCUGCUUGUAUGAAAGGAGAGAUAUGGCACAGCCCUCCUGGUGCUUCAUGGCAAAACUGAGUGAACAUAUUGGGAAAAAGAAAGGUCGGAAACCAUAACAUUCUUGGUCCAUUGGCCUCCACCAUCACACUCAUACUAAAAGGUCAUAGGAGGAUUAAGCCUCGAUGUUAUAUGUGAGUUUGUAUGUAGUUAGACAGUUAGUGUUUGAUGGUUUAACAAUGUAAGAGAUUAAAAUAAAUAUAAUGAGUAAUUCCUAAAAGGAGAAUAACAGAGAGUUAAUCAAAGGCUUCAAUUCUUGGACACCCAUAUAUAUGGGGCAAGUCUCCAACUUCA